Porites evermanni is the source of this 14108-nucleotide messenger RNA. The record is from the annotation of a GenBank genome assembly. Lineage: Eukaryota; Metazoa; Cnidaria; Anthozoa; Scleractinia; Poritidae.
AAAGGAGAUGAUGAGAGCACAAAUUCUAUAGUGGCAAUAAUAUAUUAUUAUUAUUGUAUUAGAAAAGUGAGAAAGCUUGUAAAAAUGAACGACAAGGGAAGUAGUUCAGAAUCUUUGCUGAAUUCAGAGAAAGAUGAGCUUCUUCCGAGCCGUUCAAAAUAUUCCUCAACCAGGUCAGCAUGGACGUUUUGGUUGGUUUAUACGACAGCUGUGGUUGUGCUUGGAUCCUCUUUCCAAUUUGGAUUCGGCACGACCUGUAUGAAUGCGCCAGAGAAGGUAAACUCUGAAAUUUAUGGUUUUAUUUAGUGGCCUUCGAGUUAAAGAAAUCGGUGCUUGCUUGAAUUGUGAAGCCGCACGUUCUCCAUUCGGGCUGUAAUUGUGUUAAUCCGAUCCCGUGACAAAAUUUAGCUUUAGAUGAAAUUUAUAAUUAACCGAGUCAACUGUCUUUUUAAUGUGAAUGAAAAGUAAACCUAGAACCGUAACCCUAGACAAAGCAGGUACUUGCAAAUUUAAUUUAGUAUAAUAUUGCCCAACGAAACGCUAGCAACCCAGUCACAGGUAGCCCAAAUGUUCACCGACUGUUGCGUAAUAACUUCCCAAAUCUGAAGAUUUGCAUGGUUUCUAAACCCUACAUAAAUAUGUGUGAAAAAGAUUUUGGUAGAAACUUGGGCCUACCUCACUUAGUUAGUGUGUUCCUAUACUUGAGCCCUAGUGCAACCAGUUUGAUCUCUUCCUGAGCGAGGCUGGGUACUUUUCAAGGCAGUGGAAUGCAAAUGCUGAGGUACCCUGCAAACAGUGCCUCCUUCGAUCUUCCUAGAUAAGUCAGAAAGAGGAAGGAACCUCUGCUGACUUCCUCAACAAUUCAUAUUGAGCAUGCUCCAAAUUCAAAUUUUUAUGCAACGUCAAUCAAACCGUUACCAAAUGUUAGCGGGAACAUACCGGUUCAUUUUCACCCUUCAGUAUCCAGGGCUGUCAAAAAGUUUUCAUGUAGCAGGCUGAUAAUGAAUGGUAGGCGGCUUUGGAACUCGCACCAAAGGCACAAGUUCUUGAGGGCCGAGGCAUCUAAGGACAUUUUGAAAUCUGGAGUCUUAGAAAUGGCAUUUCCAGGGGUUUUCAAGAGGAAUUUUCCAAUGCAGAUGCUAUGUUUUUUCGUCACUACACUCACAGCACUGGGAACAAUGCCAUCAAAAUGUAGCAGGCAUUCCACGACAUCGCACGGCUCGAGGGUUUCACAGAUCUAAACCUGUUCAAAUAUGCGUUCAAUGUCAUUCAAAACUGGAACACAAAUGCUUUACAAUUUUAUUCGAUGGUACUUAUUUUUUGUUAGCAGUUAUGGUAAAAGGGGAUGAAAGUAGUCGGCUAAGGAUGACUAACUAGCCGGCGGCUUUGGCCAGCUACCGGCCCUUAUUGACAGCCGUGACAGUAUCUGUGUUUCCUCUGGGAGUCUAAACUUGCCAUGUUUCAGUAUAAAGAAGACAAUAAAACUAAGACCUAAGGUAAUAAUUACUGUGCUUUUCAAAAACAUGCGACCGAACACUGAAGUUCAAAAGCAACGAGCCUUGAAACACAGAAACACACAAAACAGAUCGUCGAAAUCCACCAAUCACAAACCAUGACCUUUUGUUUCCUAAGAGGUUUGCUAAGAUAUAAAAGCGCCAAUUCUUCAGAUUAUGAUUGACGUUACAGAAAAACCCAAAAUUCAAAGACAUUUUUUACAUCACAGGUGGUGUGUUAUCCAGCUGUAAAAGCAUUGAUCAUUUAAAUGCAACUUGGAUUCUUCAGUCUCAUGAUCUUAUUUUGAAUUAAUGUUAUAAAUAAGCAAACACAAGAGAAUAGGCAUAGAUAUUGUUUCUUAAACUGUACUUUUAGUCAGAACCCAUUAGUUUAUCCUGCCAAGAACUUUGUGUAACUCUUACUGGAUUGUGGAUCCACUCAUGCAAGUAAAAUUGGCUAAGCUCUUGAUUGAAUGCAAAACAAAAUCCAUCUCAAAUCAGGGUGCAUUUUCCAAUUUUUCUAAAACUAAAUGUUCGAUCUAUAAUUUUUUCAAAAUUCCUGCAUGAAAUUAAAGCGGCAGCUGUUUGUUUUGUUAUAGAGCAUGAGUGCAGAAAGAGUCAGCAACACUCCAGAAUACGCGUGCAUGCACAGAGAAAACUGGUUUAUCCAGUAAGAAACUUGUCUGACUCAUCCAAAUUGCAGAAUGAUCAGCAAAUCAAAGGAAUUUGAAGAUGUCGGCAGAGUCGCUUUCUCUUUCCCAACUUAUCUAGGAAAGAUCAAAGCGACUCUGCUAGCAGGGUAAUACUGAGGGAAAAUAGCCUAAAAUUAAUUGCUAUGUACAACAGUUACUUUCCACGUACCUCCAAAUAUAUGUAAUUGUGAAGAACAGUACCCCUUAACAUACAAACAACCAACAGUAGACUGACAAUCAAUCAACUGUCAGCAAUAGUCAGCCGACAAUUGGCCAACAGUCAACCUACUGUUAGUCAACUGUUGGUCAACUUUCAGUCGACAGUAGGCCAACAGUCUACCAAGUUUUCAGAGUAAGAGAAAAAUUUUGUAAUCUACUUGUUCUUUGGACAACCAUCAUAGAAAUUUUGAUUGUCCAAAAUGCAAAACUACAUGUCGAAAAUGUUUGGUUCAACUUCAUUUAUAAAUGAAGUGAACGUAAAAGACAUAUAACAUGCCACCUUUAGCAUGUUUUCAUUAAUAUCAACGUUAAUUGAGGUAUAAUUUACAAUGCUACAAAUGUUAGUUAGGCCAGGGUCCUAAUUAUAAGACGCAAAGCUCACAGAAACAAAUGGAAUGGCCACAGAAUUAAUAAAGAAAUUUACACUCAUUUUGUCAAGUUGGAAAUUUGCUUUAUAUGACGAGGAGAUAAAUUUCAGUACUAUUGAAAUUCAUGUUUGUGUGGUUGUAAUUCAGCAAUCAAUCAAUCAAUCCUCUUUCCAGUUGGGAUCCAUCUCAAGGCAACUGUGGGUGUUCUUCACACAACCCUCUAAAAAUAAACACUCUUUGCACUCUUUUCAACUACAUACAAAACAUAAUUCUCACAGUUUACUAUAAUAAUUAUAGUAAACUGUGUUGAUAAAAAUUAUUCUUAUCAACACAUUAAUUUUUAGUCCCUCCUCUUCAACACACAAAUUCACAUCGCGACCGCACUUUUAAUCCCCGAUCGCGAGUUAUUAUUAAGUCCUAGUUCUUAAAUGCAAAACUUUUUGUGGGACUGAAUUAUAGACUUACUAAGCUCUUGAGUAAUAUAAUAUUAUUCAUGAGUGGACAUACGUGUAGGAUUUUAAUUUUUGGUCAGUUAUAGAAGGCAGUUUGCUAGAGAUUGGAGCCCGAUUGACCUCUGUACGUGAAUCAAUUCAUGUGGUAUUGAAAUACAUAAAAUUACUAGUGUUCAUUAAGGAAAGAUAUACAAUAUUUGAGUACCUGUUGAUCCCUACAACUCUUCCUGCAUUUUGUUUGUUUAGUUAUAUUGUCUGGUGUAUGUGAAGGGUUUUUUAAGAUUAAUUUAAAUUUGAUUGUGUUUUUCUUUCAUAACAGAACAUUAAAGAUUAUUUCAGAAAGCAUGGAACAUUUACUGAACUGAUGUGGUCAACAGCAGUGGCCAUAUUUGCAAUUGGUGGAAUGUUUGGUUCAGUUAUUGGUCAAAUCAUAGCUAAUUUCCUAGGAAGGUACAUGGUCAAUUUUCGUGUUAUCAAGCAUUGCAAAAACAAGUCUCUGUCCUCUAGUCUAAAAUUAUUUUCUUGACACAUUUUUAAAAUAUUUUUUCUGAUUUUCCUUGACAGUAAAAGAACCCUGUUGCUAAACAAUAUACCAGCAAUUAUUGGCUCCUUGAUGAUAUUUUCUUCAUACUAUGCUAAAGGACCAGCCUUACUCAUUAUUGGACGACUUAUUUUUGGAUUUAAUAAUGGUAAGGGUUUUGCUGCAUCUAUGUUGUUCAUUUUCUUUAUGAUGCUUGUAGUUGUGAUUUUGCUACAGCACCAAAUAAGUUGACAAUAUAAAGAGUGCCAUAAAGUAUUCAUCUAUUGAUUUAAUUAACUAUUUUUCCAAAUUGCUUUUUUUUUGUUUUUCUUUGUUUUAAAAUAAUGCUUACACAGCAGAUACAUUGUACAAUAAAAGAAUAGCAGGACACCCUAGACCUGUUCAAGAUCCUCCUUUGUAAAUUACAGAUACAUGCUGUACACUGUAAAUAUCUUAGGAGUUGGACAUUAUUUGCUCUCUUAACUCAUCUAGGUCUUUAGUUUUUGACUUGGUAAAGUUGAUAUAUAUACAGGGUGUAUUAACACAGGUUAGAUAAGAUACAGUGUAGUAAUAUUGUUUUGAUCAGUACAAUUUUUUUUUUUUUUUAAUUUUUAUUUUAUUAUCAUUAUUCAUUUUUAUUUAUUUAUAUUAUAUUUAUCUAUUAUGUUAUCUGCUUACUUAUUUAUUAAACUAUAUUUUUGCUGGUGUGAUUGUAUCUUCAGAAUAGUAAAUUUAAAUCAAUUUCAAGCAUUAUAAAUUUGGCAAGACAAUCUUCUAAUAUGUAUUAUUGUAUUGACUUUGAUUUUUGGUUUACUUUAGGUAUAAACACUGCCGUUGCUCCAGUAUACUUAUCAGAAAUAGCUCCCAUCAGAAUACGAGGUGCUCUUGGGGUACUCAAUCAGUUUGGAAUAGUCACAGGAAUGCUUGUAGGCUAUAUUUUGGGGCUUAAAGAAGUAUGUUGCUUAAGCUUUUAAAUAUCCUUAGAUCAUCAAACUUCAGUUUUAAAAAAAAAUAAUCAUUAACAUAACAAAGUUUAUAAAUGAAAAAAAUUACGGUGGAACCCUGUCUUACUACCAUUAGGUAAUACAGUCACUUCGUAAUAUUGUCACAUUUUUUCAGGUCAGCAAAACAGCCAUACCUUUUCUUAUAAAAAAAACCCUUGUUAAUAUGGUCACCCGUUGAUACGGCCAAAGGCCCUAUCUAAAAAUCCUAAACAGUAGAAUCUUUUAUAAUGUCAACCUGUUAAUAUGGUCACUCACUUGAAAUUUAGAAAAUUGAAUCACCUAUGAAAGUCCAUUCAAUUGACCUAGCAAGCUGAGCCUGUUCUUGUAUUAUUUUUAGACUACAGUGCACUUAAGAUGUAUUGGGUGAUUCCAGAAAAUAUCCAUACCCUACCACGGGUGGCAUGAGUAUUUUAACCCCCCCUUGCCCACGGAAAUUCCAAAAUGCUUAUCCCCCCCUUGCCCUCCGAAUUCCAAAAUCGCUAACCCCCCCUCUCCUCCGGAAUUUUCCACUUUUGUUUCAGACCCUUUGGAAUUCCUGUUCGUCUGCCUAAAUCUUCAAACGAACGAGAAACUUGCACUUUUUCCCUCUGCAAAAGAAUUCUGUUCACAAUUUUUACUCAGACGAUCAAGCAACUCAAGUUUGUUAACGUUAGUACACCGUAGCUAUUCCUUCUAAGCAUUAUCUUUAAGCUGCUUACCACCUAAUAGAACUUUUUGUUUUCCAUUCAAUACCGUCAUAUUUUCAGGAGUAGAUCGUAUUGAUACCAGUGGACGCUGACAAGAGUAAAGUUUACGAUCGAUAUUCCGUCACCUGCCAUAUUGAAAAUUUAAACAGUUUUGAAUUAAACAGCGCAUCAAAAGGCACGCUGUCGGAUUUUACUACCUACAUGUUGGCGUGGAAAUCGGCGUGAAAUACAAAAUCUGUCAGGCGUUCUAUUUGGAAACGAGAGACUGGUACGAGUUUUCAGCACAGCACGCAACAACACAUCGUCGAUCAACAAUCGGCGAGAAACACCGACUUGGUUAUAUUUUUAUUAAUCAGUUGACUAAUUCCUCAACUUUAAGGCCUCUUCCAUGUGGAGCUUGCUGCACAACCCAUCUGCUUAUCCCAUCUACAUGAACACAUACUUCUUCCGUGGUCGGUUCGUGCUUCAUUUACAAACUGGGAAUGUUAACAGGUCAGCGAUUUCAAGUGGAGCUUUCGCCGUCUUUCCUCUGGAAAUUCACUGAAUUCAGAGCUGAAACACCCCCCCAUGCCUUUGGAAUUCCAAACUGCGUUACCCCCCCACGUCUUCGGAAUUCCAGUCCAAGAAACCCCCCCUCUCCCUCGGAAUUCCAAGAUGCCGCCCGUGGUAUGGUAUGGAUAUUUUCUGGAAUCACCCAUUUGUGGUGGUUUGAUAGUCGAUUUUUAAGAGUGUUUAAUAUACUGAAGGAAAGUUUCAAGUAGUUUUUACAAAUAAUUUCUAGUACAGUCGAACCUCGAUUAUCCGGAGCUCGGUUAUCUGGACUUUUCGAUUAUCCGGACUUGUUUCCCUGGUCCUGUUUUUUUCAUAAAUGUUAAUAAGAUGUGAUAUUGAAAAAUUGAAUUGAUUAAAAGCUCAAUUACCCUUCCAAACAUGUGUUUGAAACAGUGAUUUAAUCUGGUUCGCUUUUAAAAAGCAUGAGCGACAAGAGGUGGACAAUUAUCUGAUGCAUUCAGCUGCAUUCUGAUUGGCUCAAUUAUUUUGCUAUUAAGGGAAUGUCAUGCUUGAUUCUGUGUUUGUUAUGUAAACACAAGAACAAUCUAUCAUAAACUCAAAUCACGGCCUUGUCUAUGCAAUAAAAGUGGUCCAUUCUAUUGAUAAAAGAUAAGCAAACAAUAGUUGUUUGCUUAUUGUUUAUCUAUUUCACAUUUGGAGAAAGGCAAAAAAGGAACAAAUUUAGGCUGCACUCAGUUUAAAAUCAAUCUUGCAGCAGAUAUCAGAUAUAUGCAAAAGCAAAGAGAAGAUCCUGAAAUUCACUGACAGCAUUGUGACAAGUGAAGGAUUGAAAAUACAUAAAUACUUACAGUUUGUACAUUUAAGAAAAGUUUAGUUUUUCUAAACACCAUUUCUGCAAUUGGUAUAGGAUUUAAUGGAGCUGAAACCAAUUGUGGAAUUGCAUGCAUUUUAGGCAUCCUACUGAUGAACAUGCAGUUGCGACACGUAGAUAUAUUUUUUUUAGCAACUAAUAUAAUUUGCAGUCUGUCUACUUUGAUUUGUUAUUAUUGUUGCUAUUUAUUAUUUUUGUUAGUCAAUGUGUCUAAUUUUUGACUGACAUACUGACAUUGUAAUGUCCUUUUAGCGUACAAAGUGCUUUAGGCUAUUUUGCAGUGCAAAGGAUAAUACUAUAGUUAUGAUCAUGAUACUAUACUUAUAUUCUCCUGCCAUAUUGGAUGUGGAAACUGACAGAGAGGGAGAGGUUGCCUCCAGUUCCCCUCCUCCCUUUAAGUUUUUCAAUUGCUUUCAAGAUGGUGGCCGCAAUCAAUGUACCUUUAAGCUUUUAUUUAAAAGAAUGCCUGCUCUGGAGGCCAUAUCCUUAUGUAACUAUGCACCUAAAGAUAGAAUUUUAUAUAAAAUUUGUCAUUUUGUGGCUUGUUUAAACCAUUGUGUUGUGUCAUGUCUGGUCGGGCAUGAGAGCAUAAAUUAUGCCACUAAUUGUCACAUCUUUAAAUUGUGUCUCUAACCAGGGUCUUUCAUCUGUAUGUGCAUGUACUCCCCAUUCCUUAUGUUUUGGCUUAAAUGUCUUUGCCAAACAAUUCAGUAAUACAUUGUAUAACAUCCUGAAAUUAAUGCUUUGGCAUUGAAUUAUAAAAGCUGGUGCAUAUUACUUUAAGACUGUGAAACGAAUUAGUGGAUGACAACUUUAUACUGUAGGCGUAAGUCAUUGUAAACAUCCAGGCAUUAAUUUCUGAUUGUGCCCUAAUUUGUGGCUUUGUUAAUGUAAUGGAUGUUGUGUGAACUUUAUGAUUUUGUUUUACCGGUGGCAGGUUCUUGGUACAGACACAGGCUGGCCUUACUUACUUGGAUUUGGAUUUCUUGUUGCCAUGCUUCAACUGAUUACCCUGCCAUUUUGUCCAAGAAGCCCACGUUAUUUGUUACUUAAGCUAAACAAAGAACCUGAAACUGUAGAAGGUAAUAUACUUUAUUUUGCUUAUUUUGCAUUUGACAUUGCCUUGAUAAAAAGAACAUUGAUGUACCUACAGUAGAAUUCUGAUUUUUCUUAACACCCUAUUUCCCAGAACUUCUGAAAAUUCGAGCCUUCAUCUAAUUUCCCUUAGUCAGUCAAACACUGUCGUCGACAGGCCUGGGUCCCCAUUCGGGCAAAUAUGGUCAACCAUUUUCCAAUUUAUUUAAAUAUAUAUAUAUAUAUAUCCCCCAACAAAAAACACUUACUUUGAAAACAGAUAUCUACAUGCAGUCAGGCAAUUCUGCUAUCCUGUAUGUUACAGUAAUGUUGAAUGAUGCUUUGUUUUUUUUUUUUACUCCCUUUAUCUCUAUUCAUUUGCUUUUGCUUUUCAUUUUUCAUUUUUGUUUUGUCCUGUCCUGUAUGUGUGAAAGUCAUAUUUUUUUGCCUAAAAAGUGUUGAGGAGUAUGCAUUACCUACCUACUUAACUCAUUUAAUGGUCAUUUCUGGUGUCAGUUGAUGAGUACAUGUAUAAUGACAGGCAGGUUUUCUUUUUUUUGCACACUCACAGUACUGUUAUACUUGAAAAUAUUCAGUGCAUUAAUGAAAGUAAAUUUACUUAGUGUUAAUUAAGGUGAACUCAUUAAUUGUUUUGACACAGCCUUGAUAAAACUAAGGGGAACUUCCAAUGUGAGUGAGGACAUUGAAGAAAUGAGGGUAUGUUUCUCAUCAAACAUUUAUUUUGCAACUAAUUUUAAGAGGCAGUGUGGUAAUAGCUUGACUUAAUUGUUUGGUCAUUAUAAGAAUAUUGGAGGUACCAAAAGAGUACUGCAACUCUUGACAGUCUCGCCAACUUACAAUCAUCACUAAAUAGUAAAUAAGGUUAAGAGAUGAUACCACUCAUGCUCACUUUUUAACAGAUUUCCUCUCCAUCCUUUUUUAUUACUAUUUUAUAAAAUGAAUGUGAUAAUUUGUGUACAUGACUGUUCCUCUUGCUGGGUUUCUUUGAGUAAAUGUAUCUUUUAACUGAUGUGGUACUUGUGACAUUUGAGGGGUGACCUAUGAAGAAAGUGUGUAAUCUACAGGACAGGUAGCCCAAGCUCAAUUGAGCGUAGAAUGCACAUGGCAUGUGUGAGUCGUUGUUUUCCAAAGAUCAGUUUAAAGGUUGUGAAGGUUUGUAUGGGAUCAUUACCAAUUUGAUUUUAAAAGAUCAGUGCAAAUACCUUAAUGUAUUAAAUUAAUUAUAAUAAUGAACAAUAAUUUUACUUCUAAAAUUGAAUUGGUUGUGAUGUGUUGUAACACGUAAAGCACCACACAAAGUGAACCACUGAACUCCAUUGAGCUUGGGUAGCCUGUGCAUACAGUAUUUGGUUCACUAGUAGCCAUUGUGAAUAGUGUUCCAAAACCAUGAGUACAGGUAUGAAGACUGUUAGCACAUAUUACUGUUAUUUCAACAGGGUGAGCAGGAGAAUCAUCUGAGAGAAGAAAAAGUCAGUGUGUUAAGAUUGGUUCAAAUCAAAGAACUAAGGAAACCUCUUGUGAUAAGUGUGGUGUUACAGCUGGCCCAGCAGUUCAGCGGAAUUAAUGCUGUAUGUUAAUACAUCCUGAUACAUUAUUAAGUUUGUGCCAUGUUGUAAAGUAAAUGGAAGGUGCCUGCAUAACAUGCAUCUUCUUCGGGUCUGCAAAAGUCCACCAAAAGGGGGUGGGGAAGUGGGACUGGGAGAGAAAAGAGAAAAAACAUGUUUUCUUCUCCCCUCCCCUCUCCCCUUCUGUUACUUUAACCCUAACAUCUACUUUGUCUAUCAAUGUUCUCAUCAUUGAUAGACAUGGUAGCCACGGUAGCAAAAACAUAAAUAAACUGCUUUUGCAUGCCCCAAAAUAUACCUGUGCUACAAGCUAUGGUAAUUUAAUUGCUAGUAAACACAAGAUAAAAGGCAAAAAAAGUGUGGCUGGUAUCAAUAAAUGAUUUUGUAAAUCACAAAAAACAUUUAACAUACUGUUUGUAGGUGUUUGUAUCCUCUAGAACUCUUUCAGACUCACAUUUUUGGCCAUUUGUUGCUCUAAAAAGAAGUGGCAACCCCACUAAAGAGCACUUAUAAUAUUUGUUGAGUAAACAGAAGGAUCUAUACAAAGAUCUCAGAAAUUUGGACAAGAGAUUUUGCUUUCACCAAAUUGUUACCUCAACUGUACCUUUGCUUUGGGGUACAGGGGCCUUGUUUUGGCUUUUCAAAGGUUUCCAAGCCAUUCGUGUGAGAUCUUACCGCCUUAUCUAUAUUACCUCCCUCAGCAAAAAGAAAGCAGUCAAGAAUUCAACAUAAUUAAAUCCGUUUUGCCUGAUCUGCCUCGUUAACAUCUUAAUUACGCAUUAUGGUCUGUACAUGUAAACUCGGUACAGUAAGUUCAUCAUUACUGCCUACUGAAAAUGUCACUAAUGAACAGUAUGCAGAUAUAAAGGCAGACUCAGACACACACUCUCUCUCUCUCCCGUAUAAUUACUUAGUAGAGUUAUGUGUUAUCCAUAGCUAAUAUUUUUUCACAUGGAUUCGAUUCAACAAAGAGUGUGACAAGUCUCCAAUUCUUGUCACUAUCAUGCUGGUAUGACUGAUGUUAGAUGAUCUAAGGGAAUGAUAAACCAUCAAGCAAUUUUCAUUUUCUUGUAGGUAUUUUAUUAUUCAACAUCAAUAUUUGCAUCAGCUGGUGUGAAAGAGGGCCGUGUAGCAUCUGUGUUUGUUGGUGUUACUAGUUUGGUCAUGACUGCUGUUACUGUAAGUUGCUCAUUGCACGGGCAGACCAUCCCAUAUUCAUGUGGCUGCUGUUGUCAUUGGAAGCUGAGCAUCGAUCUAUACUGUACCUGUAUAGAAGAAAAUUAUUAGAAAGAAACAUUAUGGCGGCUCUAUUUGCUCCAAAAUACAAAUUUCACUGUAAAUGUAUCAUUUAAAGUGUCUUCAACUUGUUUUCCGAAGGCCACAAGUUUAUUGUCAUUACUGACUGACUGACGUAAUUCAUAUAUUUUGUUAUCUCAAGCGUCAAUUUGUGCGAUCUUUUUCCACCGCCAAAUGCAAAAUAAAGCUGAAAAACUCUUUUCCUCCUAAACUUUAUAUUAUGGAACAAAUUGAAACCGCGGAAAUGUUCAUUCCUAUUUGUUAAAUACCAUAGGUCGAUGCUCAGUUUCAGUAACAACAAUGCCUCACAUCAAUAGAGGGUGGUUUGCCUUUACUGCUAUAUAGUCCUCUCCUAGUGAGCUGUCGGCCAACUUUCAGUUUAGUGAGUGACUAGCUUGUGUAGCUGGCGGGAUUAUUACUUCGGGGAUACUUACUUGAUGGCGAUGCUGUCGCUCAAAGCAAACGGUGGAGCCGCCAGGGAAAAUCCGUUUUACUGGUUCCCAAUCCUCUAAUCCUGCCAGGUACUUAUGCAAGUUAGAGACUCAAGAAAAACCUUUCAAGGAUUUGUUCACAGUACUACUGAAUUCAACCCCACGGCCCAGCACACUUGUAAAUAGCUUACUGGUUUGCCUCCUGUUAGUUCAGUUUCUUUAGCUUGUUACGUUACUUUGUUUGAUUUAUCUGUUCAGGCCACUUCCUUGGCCAAACUAGCAUUUGUGCUAUAAAUACUCAUUACUGCCGAGGGUAACUAAAGGUUGCAAAUAACCUAUCCCUGAAACAACAUAUCUGUACUAUAUUGGAUCCUGCUGAGGCCAAAUGUUUUUUUUUUUGUGUUUGUUUUUGUCGUAUCAGUCUUGUAUGUGUCUUGUUGUUUGAUCUUAGAGUACUCUCACGAUUUUGUUAAAACUGCAGGUAAAAGUAGUAGAAGUUAUGGGACGGCGAUCAUUACUGCUGUUUGGUCAAGCUGGCAUGUUUGUGUUUUAUGCAGUGAUGACAAUAUCCUUCCGUUUUGAGGUAAGACUCAUCUCAAGGGAUACUUUUAUAGUCUUUUUGCUAGAAAAAGAUGGCAUUUGAGCGUUCAAGCUGAACAUGAUUGUAAACUGAGUAAGACUGUGAUGAAAGAUCAUGUUUGAAGAUACUAAAUUCAGUGGACGGCUUCUGUCUGAAUGAAUGUACGGUUUGGUACUGUCUACAACGACCGCAGCCGCUAAAUUUGUUGUAAUAUACAUUGUUAUGCAGUGCGAUGAGUUGAGGUAAAUUCUAGUGCAAUUUAAACUGUAAAUGAUGUUUGUUGCUCUUGGUGAUUGCAGGAUUUAUCCGGAAUGAAUUACGUGUCAGUGGUAGCAACGUUGUUGACUGUGACCUUUUUCCAACUUGGUCCAGGUAAAGUUGCCAGGACUGUUUUACUUGUAGAUCGUCUUCUCGCCGUAAUGUUAGUAAUCCUGUGGUAUGGGAAACCUUGGAGAUUAGGACGGGAAUACGAUUGACAGUUAUUUAAUUAAUUAUUUAAUAAAUCAUUGACGUUUAUUUCGUAAACUUAGUAAACUUUUUGUGGAGAAUGAGUUGAAAUGACUAAUGAGGGUGAAAGUGCACUGAAGCUUGAAACAAGAUUUCCAAGCAUCACCUUAAUUGUCAUGCCUUCAAAAUCAAAUCACAAAGUACGCGUUUUUAACCCAUUCGCCCUCGUGAAUUUUGCCGAAAAACGCAUAGUUGGGCGGUUUUGUAGUCACUGUCUGGCUAUAAGGAGCUAAAGCUAAACACAAAGCCGUUUACAGGUCGUACAUUCGCGGCCUUCUGAUCCAGAUGCAAACUAUUAGCUUGCGAAGAUCGGGCAUGCACAGAAAGUAAAGUUUUGAGAUAUUUGACGUUUUCUUUUCGCUUUCUUUCCUCCCCCCUUCUUUCGAUUUUCUCGCCUCAUUUUUUCCUUUUUCUGGUCACUUAGUAGGCUUUAUUUCGGUGCGAGAAGUUUUUGGAAAUUCUUUUAGGAUCUUGGGAUUGGUUGAAAGGAAAGGUAGGUGGGGAGUGGAAGUAGAUUUUCAUGGAAAUUUUCGGGUCAAUGUUACAGGGUUUUUCCCUUUUUCUCCGUUAUCCUAGACUGAAUUGUGCUUAUUCUGUCAUGGUUUGAAAGAUCUCUUCACCCUGCACAUGUUAGCGGACAAACUUCUCCUUAACCGUUAAAACUGGUGAUAUCACAAGAGGUAGAAGGGAAGUGGAUCGGCACGGGCGGUUACGAGCGGUUCAGGGGUGAAUGGGUUAAGUAACUUGCACGUUUUUGUCGUUGUAUUUGUGAAUGAAUCCUUUUGUUUUGUUUAUUUGUCUGUAGGUCCAAUCCCAUGGUUCAUCACAGCUGAACUGUUCUCCCAGGGUCCCAGGCCCGCCGCGGUUGCUAUGGCAGGGGUGGUUAACUGGCUCGCAAACUUUAUCGUUGGACUUGUGUUUCCCUCAAUGCAGGUCAGUAUUCAGGUUGAACUUUGUUCCUUAUUGUAAAGUGUUAUUAACAGUGUCUUUAAUGUUUUGUUUAGGCAGCCUUGACGCCUUAUACCUUCCUGGUUUUCAUGGUGCUUGUGGCGUUUUUCUUUGUCUUUACUCUAAUUUAUGUACCGGAAACAAAAGGAAGAACUAUUGAGCAAAUAACAAGUCAUUUCAAGGCCGACUCAGAAGAACCGAAUGGGGUUCACGUCAUCUAUGAAAGAGAUCAUAAUAACUAAACAGACAGCUUUUGAAAUAAUGAAGUGCGAAAGAACAAUCGAACCUUCCUUAGGCAACAACCUUAAUACUAAGAAGUUGGUGUUGGCUCAGUUACACGAGGUGUUGUACAGGAAGGGUCAAGUGUAUGAAUAAUUUUAAUCCAAAGUUUAUUUAUGUGAUAAUUAACCAUCUGUACAUGAUUUCUGUGGACAUGAAACAAUUCCAAAUUAUUUAUAAACUAAUUAUGUGCUGAUAGCAGUUAUUCUAAAGCACAUUUCUCUUCGCAUCCUGAAUGGUUGUUUCUAUAAAGAAAAUAUAAUUUAUAAUAAUGACAAUAGCUAGUUAACACAACAGUAAAUCUUAGCAAUAAUAAAUUGGAGGAAGUCCACUCUUUUUUCCAAAACUGCUGUUAAAAGUGAAGUGUUGAUUUCACACACUGGUUUCUCAAGUGACUGGAGGUAGACUUUGGCCGAGUUGCCAUGGUGACCUCCUAGGUGCUAAGAAGAUGGCUGCCUUCAUCUGUCACUACGGCAGCUACACUCCGAUACUUCAAUUGGCUGAGAGUUGAAUUAAGUGAUAUUUUCAGACAAUUUUGUCACCUUUUGCCGCUAAUGGUGGAAAAUAUCUAUAUUUUUUGGUGGUACUU